AUGAGGUUAAGAUCAACAGAAAUGCAUUUCAUUCGACGUCCACCACUCAUUCUACUAUGCAUGUGCUUCAUCCUACUUUCUCGUGUCAAUGGAAGAAUGAACGACACAUUGAGAAACAAAUUUCUCACCCUUCACAAUGAUGUAAGACAAACUGUUCGGAAUGGUCAACUCAAAGGACAACCGACAGCCGUUUCUAUCGAACCAAUGAAAUACAAUCUGGAACUGGAAAAGAAGGCACAAACAUUAUCCGAACAGUGUCGUGCCGGACAUGACAGAGCUGUGGACAGAAAAGUUUCCCCAUUUCAAUAUGUUGGACAAAAUUGGGCAGGUGCAGGGACAAUCGAACUGGGAUUCAAAUCAUGGCUGGAUGAAAAUAAACAUUAUGAUUACUUCAAAGUUAUUGUGGAGAAGGUCAAUGUAAUGAAUAUACACAGAUUGUCUGGGAAGAAACUACCGAUAUUGGUUGCAGUGUAA
Messenger RNA from Trichobilharzia regenti, 474 nucleotides. NCBI's taxonomy places the organism in Eukaryota, Metazoa, Platyhelminthes, Trematoda, Strigeidida, Schistosomatidae. The record is from the annotation of a GenBank genome assembly.